Molecule: messenger RNA, 2576 nt
Organism: Tuber melanosporum (Perigord truffle)
Lineage: Eukaryota; Fungi; Ascomycota; Pezizomycetes; Pezizales; Tuberaceae
Exons: 6
Coding region: 610-2325 (571 amino acids)
Source: RefSeq, a predicted model, not a curated record
GGUAUGCGGUAGAUCACUCGGUUGCGACGUUUCCUUGAAUUGCUGCAGCACGAUUCUCGAAUCAUUGUAAAGCUUCACGCCAUGUUGCACCUUCUAAUUAUAUGCUGGAGGGCAAUAUGAACGGUACCAGUAGGUCACUGAAGUAAUAUUGGUUGGUAUUUUCUUCGCUCGUAUCGGUAUGGCCUGACGGUCUAUCUAUGAUACGUGCAAAUUUCCUUCGCUGUAGAGUACUAGUAGAGGACGAGGGCCUCACCCUGACCCGAGGAAAGCUCCACACUGAUUACCCGGCUUUCUGCUACCAACAAGCCACCAGGCCUUGGGUCUCCAAAGAAAUAAACGAACUCCGGCAACAGCCCGAAUAAGCUGCAUCCCACGGCGAUCCUGGGCCAAAUAUCAUAAAGACCCAACCUCCCUCAGCCGCCCACGCAAGUCAAACCUGGGCCCUUUUCCCCUCUAUAGCUGAUUCGGUUAGAUUACUACUUGCCGCCGCGUCAUCCCAAGCCAAAACCGCGGAGCCUCCUCUGGUGGCGACCGUCCUGAUAUUCCUCUCUCUUUAGGCUCUUGCUCUUCUACCCCCUCCCCUCUGCUGCUCUACACACGAUAUGUAUCAUGCUUUCUUUACUCUCUUCUCCAAAGGGCAAGGGUCCACGCGGCGGUCGGGAGACCUUAUCUACUUCUUUGGAUCCUGAAGAAGCUGCCGACCAAGCUAGGGUGGCCUCUCUCAAUCGAGCUAUCGAAAUUUUGAAUGAGUUGUUUCCGAACGUUGACGUUGAUGAGUUCCGCCAUAUGCUCUCUACAUUUUCUGAGGAGUCGCGAUUACAUGUUAUCACGGAGGAGCUGUUAAAAAAGUCUAAGGAUGGAAGGGUUCAAAGACGAGUUGUGGAACCGUGGGAGAAGUUCAGGUCAGAGGCAUAUAUAGUUGCUGCGAAGAAUGUGCUUUACAAAGAGUUCAAAGGCUUAGCUCACUCAACAAUCAAGGCUGUAAUGGCUGAAAACAACUUCGACUACGCCCGCUCCCGGCUGACUCUUAUGGACAUUGCCGGUAAAUCCUGGCGCUUCUCCGUCGCUAAUUUCUUUCGUGGAGCACGAUCUGGAAUACCUCCCGAGCCAACCCUGACCGCUACGGGAUGUAAGGAGCUAGACGAUGAGCUUUUUUCUUUGGGCAAGCCUACCCGGGACAGGCAAAUAGAUGAGGAUUUGAAGGUGGCAAAGCUCUUAAACGAGGCCGAACAUGCUGUUUCAUCAGAGAUGAUGGAGUAUGGCCAUUUUUUCUGCCACCAGUGUCUUCUCCGCAGUGUCCAAGAAGGUUUAUACGGACAGGGAAGAAAUAUAUUAGGAGAGGUAUGCUCUGUGCGGUGUUUGUCUUCCUCCGCUUCUCCGCCAUGUGCGGCCUUCGUGCCUCAUGAAUUAUUAUUGGCUAUCCUACCACCCGACGUUCUACACUCACUCGAGGACAAGACAGCGGCGGAAAGUUUGGAGAGGUCUGGAUUGGAUUUGGCAAGGUGUCCAUUCUGCGCAUAUGCAGAAGUAGUUGCUUUGGAAGAGUACCGAAUAAAACGCAGUGCCAAAGUAGCUUUGCUUGCUUCCGUUCUAGUAUUGUUCUCCAUUGUCCCACUGGCCUUGAUGGCUUUUCUCAUCCUCAUCCUUACAAUGAUGUUCACGCUGCGCUCACCUUUCCUACCCAGAGAAACAUCAAACUCCAUCCAGUGGAUCCUCUCAUUGACCGCCUGCCGGGAACAUGUUGAAAAAUCGAUAGGUAGAAUCCAGCGGAAACGGCGAGGUAACUUUUUUAGGUGCGGAAAUGCUCGAUGCGGUAGAGAUAGUUGUCUGGAGUGCGGGAGAGAAUGGGCCCCAUUCCACAAGUGCUACGAAAAAGAGGAGGAUAGUGUGAGGAUAUAUGUAGAAAAGGCAAUGGCAGAUGCGAUCAAGCGAACGUGCCCAGUUUGCCAUAUCUCAUUUGUAAAAUCCGAUGGCUGUAAUAAGCUCACUUGUCCAUGUGGCUAUGUCAUGUGCUAUGUUUGCCGAGCGGAGAUAGGCAGCGAGAGCUACAAACACUUCUGCCAGCAUUUCCGGCAAGUUCCAGGGACACCGUGUGAUGAAUGCGACCGCUGCGAUCUAUAUGUGCAAGAAGACGAAGCGGCGGCGAUCGAUUGCGCAGCAGAGAAGGCGGAAGCAGAGUAUUUCCGAAGGUUUAAAAAGCCUACAGGAUGGAAAUAUAGGAGAAGGGAUGCUCGUGCUUUUGGGUCUAGGAAAGGCGUCAAACUAUCUUGGCCAGAAGCCAUAGAUGCAGACUUGGACCGCAUCCUAGAUCGGGUUCUAGCUUAGACUCACCGACACACAAAAAUCUUUCUUUCUACCCUUGCAUCCCUGUUAUAUUUCAUUUGUUGAAGGUGUCAAGAUGUCUAGUAUCACAUUUACGGCGUUGCGUUUUCUCUGGAUUUUUUGUUCUGUAUUCGGGAAUCUAGGGCUAGGGCUCGCAAUAAGUUCGGUGCGCACGAAAUUAGAUCAACUUAGAGCUGAGGCAUAAGUUAGAAAUGUGUAAAUGUCUGUUGUUUGUGAAUUUUCUCUGCUAUGCU